AGGCGGCCGCUUAGGAGGAGCCGGGGGCGUGGCUUCGCUGGUGACGUCACUCUCCCUCCCGCGCAUGCGCCCUGGAGUCCGUAGGCCAGGUUCCAGAACGGGCUCAACUUCCUGUUCCACCCGCCCAUGGAUGGCGUAACUUCCUGUGGAGGCAUAGAGUGGCGCUGGAGGUCCAAGGACAUGCCUAGAGAGGCCUCAUAGGUUCCUUAAAGGGGCGGCGUCAUGGCGGAGCGAGGGGCGCACCUCACGGCGGCCUCCGCCCACGAAGACCGGCCCUCCAUCUUCGAGGUGGUCGCCCAGGACAGCCUCAUGUCCGCCCUCAGGCCGGCGCUCCAGCACGCGGUCAAGGUGCUGUCGGACUCGAACCCGGGGCGCUGGGGCUGGCUGUGGCGCGGCUUCGACGAGGCCUUUGCGGUGGCGGAGCUCCUCCUGCAGCACCACUUCCUCUCCCGCCGGGGGGGCUCCUUCUCGGAGAACUUCUACGGCCUGAGGAGGGUGGCCGCGGGCGUGGGGCCCUCCCCGGUGGCCCUGCCGGCCGGCCUGCGCUGGCGCUCGCUGGGCCUGCUGGUGGGGGCGCCCUACCUGGGGGCCAAGCUGGGGCGGCUGGUGGGGCGGCUGCGGGAGGAGCAGGACUACGCCAUCCGCCCGCCCUCCUCCCCCCGCGCACGCCUCUGCCGGGCCGCCCUGGCCGCCUACCCCUUUGCCGCCCUGGCCUGGCAGGCCUGGCUCCUGGCCCAGCAGGUGGGCUACCUCCUGGGAAGGGCCCGGCAACACUCCCCGCUCCUGCGCAUGGCCGGCGUGCGCCUCGCCCGCAUCACCCCCCAGGACGGCGGCACCGCGGGGCACUCCGGCAGCCUGUCCCACUGGCUCUCCACGGGCCUCUCGGUGGGGGUCUUCUUCCUACAGUUCCUGGAGUGGUGGCACUCUCCCGAGAACCAGGACUCCCUCCGGGGCUUGACCGCCCUCCCGCCGCCCCCGCCGCCCCUCCACCUGGACCUGGACCGGGGCCCGGACCCCCCUCCCGCCGCCCUGCCGGCCCUCCGGACACUCUGCCCGCUCUGCCGCAAGGUCCGGGCCAACGAGGCCGCCCUCUCCACCUCCGGCUUCGUCUUCUGCUACCCCUGCGCCCACGCCUACCUGAAAGCCCACCAGCGCUGCCCCCUCACCGGGUACCCCUCCCACACCCGCCACCUGGUCAAGCUCUACGCCAAGGAGGAGCACUGAGGGACACCCGCCUUGGGAAGCCUCCCAAGAGGUAUGGGAUUCCAUAACAACCUUCAAAAGUCUCCCAAGAGUGGUGGACUUCCAUAACUUCCUUCUGAAGUUCUCCCAAGGAGUUAUGGGGUUCUAUCACUACCUUCAAAGGUCUCCCAAGAGUCAUGGCAUUCCAUAAAGUCCUUUCGAAGUCUCCUAAGACUUAUGGGGUUCCUUUGGAGGUCUCCCAAGAGUUAUUGGAUUCCAUCACUUCCUUCUCAAGUCUCCCAAGAGUUAUGAGAUUCCAUAAAUAACCUUCGAAAAUCUCCCAAGAGUUGUGGACUUCCAUAACUUCUUUCAGAAGUUCUCCCAAGAGUUAUUGGAUUCCACCACUUCCUUCUGAAGUCUCCCAAGGAGUUAUGGGGUUCUAUCACUACCUUCAAAGGUCUCCCAAGAGUUGUGGGCUUCCAUAACUUCUUUCAGAAGUUCUCCCAAGGAGUUAUGGGGUUCCAUCACUACCUUCAAAGGUCUCCCAAGGAGUUAUGGGGUCCUAUCACUACCUUCAAAGGUCUCAAGAUUCAUGGCAUUCCAUAAGAUCCCUUAGAGGCUUCCCAAGAGUUAUGGGAUUCCUUUGGAGGCCUCCCAAAGAGCUAUGGGGUUCCAUCACUUCCUUCUGGAAUCUCUCAAAAGUUAUGGGAUCCCAUAAUAUCCUUAGGAAGUCUCCAAAGAGUUAUGGGAGAUGUAGUCCAAACCAUCUUAUCUUGAUGUCUUGCCUCAAUGUGAACUCAGGGAUCAGUCAGUCGCUCUCUCUUUUUUUUAUAACAUUUUGCCUUCUGCUGAAUUACUUUUGCAGAGAACUAAACUUCCAAUAAUCCACACUGGUUGGGGGAUACUGGGAGUUGAGGUUCCUCAAGGGGAUCCCCUUGAAGUUGUAGCAAUACGGUUUGCAAAUGACGGAAGUACAGACGGGACAUUCCUUAAUCAAAUAAAUAAAGUGUAUUAUUAUUAUUAUUAUUAGUCCGAAAUGAGCCCAAAAGGGGCUGAGAGAGUGCUACCUUUCCCCCCUCCAACCUGUACAAACUUUGUCCCAUUAAAAAUAACACGAAUCAAAUGAC
Messenger RNA from Anolis carolinensis (green anole), 2309 nucleotides. It is a transcript of the gene pex12, whose product is annotated as peroxisomal biogenesis factor 12. Gene Ontology annotation, biological process: protein import into peroxisome matrix; protein monoubiquitination. Lineage: Eukaryota; Metazoa; Chordata; Lepidosauria; Squamata; Anolidae. Bases 223 to 1224 code for a protein of 333 amino acids. Gene Ontology annotation, molecular function: ubiquitin-protein transferase activity; zinc ion binding; protein binding. Gene Ontology annotation, cellular component: peroxisomal importomer complex; peroxisomal membrane. The record is from RefSeq and is a predicted model, not a curated record. The transcript has 4 exons.